CUGCAAUCAAUUCUCUCUCUCACAUCUCAAAACAACGCGCGCAUACUCUAGCUACCUAGUCGAACCGCCAAACCCGCAAAAAUGACCACCGCCCUCAAAUCCAUCCGCUCGCUCGCUCCCCUCCUCGACCGCGUGCUGGUACAGCGUGUCAAGGCCGAGGCUAAGACCGCUGGUGGCAUCUUCCUGCCCGAGAGCGCCGUAAAAGAGCUGAACGAGGCCAAGGUGCUGGCCGUUGGCCCGGGAGGCUUGGAUCGGGAUGGGAAGCGGAUUGCGCCGAGCGUGAAGCCCGGAGACAAAGUUUUGAUUCCACAGUACGGCGGCAGCCCAAUCAAAGUCGGCGAAGAGGAGUACUCUCUGUUCCGCGAUCAUGAACUCCUAGCCAAGAUAAACGAGUAAACACAUCUUACCCGCCACGUCUCUAUACCCUCUCCCGACCAAGCAUGUACCCUACCUGUACAAUACCACGCAACCUACAAAUACAGCACAUCCAGCCAAUCCCAUCCGGCGUUUGUUCGGUCUGGAAUAGUUUGGGGCAUUUUGAAAGCGUCUUGUCUUCCUCAAUUCCCACUCGAAAAUCUAUAAUUAGACGGAUCGAAAGAGAUAGGAA
This is a messenger RNA of Mytilinidion resinicola, 607 nucleotides long. RefSeq names its product 10 kDa heat shock protein, mitochondrial. Lineage: Eukaryota; Fungi; Ascomycota; Dothideomycetes; Mytilinidiales; Mytilinidiaceae. The record is from RefSeq and is a predicted model, not a curated record. Gene Ontology annotation, molecular function: ATP binding; protein folding chaperone; metal ion binding. Bases 82 to 396 code for a protein of 104 amino acids. Gene Ontology annotation, cellular component: mitochondrial matrix. The transcript has 4 exons.